GUGCACGCUGCCGAGGACGAUCUCGGGAAAGGCGGGGAUGUCGGUAGUAAGAGCACGGGCAACGCCGGAAAUCGCCUGGCGUGUUGCGUCAUCGUGCACACGGAUCCAACCGUGCAGGGAGUCAUCCCACCACAUCACGAUGACGACGGGGAUUAUGCCUCAGACUCCGGGAUGGCCCACGCAAGCCACGGCUGGUUCUGCGAGGGCUGUGCUCCGAGCCUCGCGGGCUCGGUGACCGACUUACAGGCGAACAUGACUGGCGCUGUGGGCGGCCGUCGCCGAGCUGGCGACUGCAAGGUUCCCGUCGAUAUACACCUGCACAUCACACCAGGAAGCCACGAAGUUACUGUUGACGACGAACACAGUGACGUCAUUCCCGGUGUGAUGGUUCAUACGUCGCCAGAUGCCGCCACGAGCGGCGCCGCAGACGACUGCAGCGAGGUCGCUGGAAAGAGAGCGAAAAAGAAGUGCAAGCGAAUGAACGCCAGACGAAGGCACCACGAUGGCUCCGGGCCAGCUCGUACAGCUGACGCCGGCGGCCCGCCCGCACCCAGGGUUGGCGACGGUUGGAUACACGCUGCCUGCCACAUGGAGCCUAAUUCUGCCCUGCAGGGUAGUGAACCCCAGAUCCAUGGCCAUCUGCACCUCAUGCAAACACCCGGCGAGGACCUGAUGAUUCACAUGAGCCUCAGUGGCUUCGGCACCGCCGCCGGUCACCGGCAUGGCUUCCACGUGCACAAGUACGGUGACAGGCACGAGGGAUGUACCUCCGCCGGUCCGCACCUCGGCCACGCGACCGCAACGCACGGCGACCCUACCGACGCCAUCAAGCACUUGGGUGACCUUGGGAACAUCGAGUGUGAUGCGGAAGGUAACGUGAGUACAACGCUGCACGAUAGCCAGGCAAAGAUUUACGGUUCGAUGUCCAUCCUGGGCAGGGCGAUCGUGCCGAAUUAUGUCUCCGAGUGUCGACACAAGCCUAACGGCGUCUGA
This is a messenger RNA of Priapulus caudatus, 993 nucleotides long. RefSeq lists its product as uncharacterized. The annotation marks the transcript as partial. The transcript is spliced from 8 exons. Gene Ontology annotation, molecular function: superoxide dismutase activity; copper ion binding. Gene Ontology annotation, biological process: removal of superoxide radicals. NCBI's taxonomy places the organism in Eukaryota, Metazoa, Priapulida, Priapulimorpha, Priapulimorphida, Priapulidae. The record is from RefSeq and is a predicted model, not a curated record.